AUGGCAGCCGUUAAUGAUACAGUUGAUAUUGCUCAACAAACCGUUCACAAUAUCAACAUGUCCAACAUUACCAAACUCAACUCCACCAACUACUUGAUGUGGAGUCUCCAAGUCCAUGCUCUUCUCGAUGGCUAUGAUUUGGCCGGCUAUCUCGAUGGAUCCAAUGCUCCACCACCAGCGACACUCACUGCUAAUGAAGUCACCUCGGUCAAUCCUGCACACACCAAGCAGAAACUACCAAGAAUGGAGAUACGAAAUAUACAGUCAUUAAGAAGUUUCCUUCUUAUGCCGUUGUGCUCCGGCGUAUGUGGUGUCGAUGUGAGAUGGGAUAUGCCUGAUGCAGUCAACCGCACCUUCAGCCUGGUCCCACGACCACCAAACAAGAACGUAGUCGGCUGCAAAUGGUUGUACACCAACAAGUAUCUAUCAUCUGGCCUUCAUCAUCGCCACAAAGCUAGACUUGUUGCCAAAGGCUACAAUCAACAACUUGGUCGUGACUAUACUGACACCUUCAGUCCAGUGAUCAAGUCAACUACAAUUCGGGCAGUUUUAGAUGUUGCAGUCACAAAAUCUUGGCCUCUUCUUCAAUUGGAUGUCAAUAAUGCCUUUUUUACAGGGCACCUUGAAUGA
Messenger RNA from Microthlaspi erraticum, 630 nucleotides. The record is from the annotation of a GenBank genome assembly. NCBI's taxonomy places the organism in Eukaryota, Viridiplantae, Streptophyta, Magnoliopsida, Brassicales, Brassicaceae.